Trichomonas vaginalis G3 is the source of this 1380-nucleotide messenger RNA. Its product is annotated as tubulin polyglutamylase TTLl4 family. The transcript has a single exon. The record is from RefSeq and is a predicted model, not a curated record. Gene Ontology annotation, molecular function: tubulin binding; tubulin-glutamic acid ligase activity; metal ion binding. Bases 1 to 1380 code for a protein of 459 amino acids. Lineage: Eukaryota; Parabasalia; Trichomonadida; Trichomonadidae. Gene Ontology annotation, biological process: microtubule cytoskeleton organization; protein polyglutamylation. Gene Ontology annotation, cellular component: cilium.
AUGAGUUCUGUUUAUGAUCAGGUGAUGAAGAAGUACCCUUAUCCGGUACAGUUUUUCAAGUUCUGCACACCUUUCGAAUCAAUUCCUCCACAACCAUGCCAGGCAAAUUAUUUCAAAACUGGAUACGCUGCCAGAUUGAUUCAUUCAGUUUUGAGAAAGAGUGGAUUCAAAGAAGUCCAAGAUCUUGAAGAUGCCAAUGUUAUCGUUGGCGGAAAACUUAGUAAUGAAAAUCUUGAAUGUGAAUAUCUCACUCAGAGGACAAAUCACUACGAAAAUACUUUCGCUUUAGGUUCUAAGGCGGGUUAUCAUCACAUUAUGCGUGAACUCGAACAAAGGAUUCAUGAGAUUCCUUCUUUCUACCCAGAAACAUAUCUUUUACCCGAGGAACGCGGUAAAUUACUCGAAGCAUUCCCAUCUUCCCCACUUUGGAUCCAAAAACCAGCAGGUGGAUCUCGUGGAAACGGAAUUAGUGUUAUUGAUGAGCCACCUAACCCAUCAAUCAAGCGUGUAGUUGUUCAGAAGUAUCUUGACCAUCCACUUUUGAUCAACGGACUCAAAUUCGAUUUGAGAUUUUACGUUCUUGUCACUUCUUUAGUUCCUCUCCGCAUUUAUGCAUUCGAUAAUGGUCUUGUCAGACUUGCAACAGAACCAUACGAAGAGAAUCACGAUUCUAUUACAAACAAAUCCGCACAUCUUACAAACUUCUCAAUCAACAAAGAGAAUGAGAACUUUCACGUUACAAACGAUCUUGCCGAAGAUGGCAAAGGCAACAAAUGGUCGCAUCAUCCAUUCUGGCCAUGGUUGAAAGAACAAGGUUUUGAUUGUGACGAAAUCCGCUCAAAGAUCGAAGAUGCUUUCGUUACAUGCAUCAUGGCAUCACGUGAAACAUUCCGCCAGCAACCACGCCUCCGUGAGUCCUUCGAAUUAUUCGGAUUUGACGUAAUUCUUUCAAAAGAGGGUGAUAUCCAUAUCCUCGAAGUUAACGUAUCACCAGCUCUUGGUACAUCAUCGAAUCUCGACAUGGCCAUCAAAGCUCCUCUCGUUAAAGACUUGUUAAACGUCGCAUUAAUUCCACAACCGACAGAAACAGCCAAUUUCAUCGAGGAAAAGAUGUUGAAGCGUGAUGAUGAAGACAUAUGUGCUGCAGUAAGCAUCUGCGAAUACGAAAUCGCUCAAAAGAGACUUGGCGGAUUCAGAUGCAUUUAUCCAACACCAGAAAGAGUCACGAAACUGAAGAAAUACAUGGAGCAUACAGAACCAGAAGACUUGGCUCUUGAGAAAUGGAUUACUUCCAAUGAUACAGAGAAAACAGAAUAUCUCACUGGCCUUUUACAGCAUUUUAACGAGGCAGUGAAGAAUUCUAAGGAAGGAUCAAACUAA